This is a messenger RNA of Aureobasidium vineae, 3276 nucleotides long. Lineage: Eukaryota; Fungi; Ascomycota; Dothideomycetes; Dothideales; Saccotheciaceae. The record is from the annotation of a GenBank genome assembly.
AUGGUUCCGACAGUUCUGGUGUUCAAUGUUUUGCGUAGACAGGGUUCAUGGCUUUUCUCCUGUGUUACUACAUGGGCUCUCUUCUGCGGCGCAACACUUGCACAAAGCAAGACCAAUUCUAACGCAAACCCUUGGGUGCUGGAUUACAAGUCAGAAGCUGGUCCCAAUGGGCCAUGGAAUGCAGUCACACAACUGGUGGAUUUUCCAGAGCAACGGACAGGCAUGUGGACGCAAACUCCUGCGCAUUCACUCUCCAAUUGGGUAAACAUCUCUAUACCAGACGCUUCGAAAUGGGAUGUAGCGGCAGAUCCUCUAGCACUUAAGGGAUCUGGUACGCUCACCAAAGAUCGUAUUGUCUUGUGGUCAGCGGAUCGCACACAAGGGCCAAACUAUGUGGACGGAUCGGCUAUCUCCAUAGCGUCCAACUAUACCGUUACCGAUUCCGUGGACACGUCCUAUACACUGGAUGUUGGCAUGUUGUCGUUGCAUACUGGACUGGACACGAUCAAUUGGACCACUGGCAAUGGCUCGGAUGUCUCAUACGGUCGAUUCAUCAAUCGUGCUUAUCAGACUGGGAGCAUACCAUCAGUCUCUUUCGGCCUCCAUGUGGGCUCUGUUUGGCCUCCGAUCCCGGGUAGUCUCGUGCUAGGUGGUUAUGAUAGGUCAAGGUGCAUCAGCACACCUAUCGUCUCGAACACCAACGAAUUCUCGCUCGCUGAGCUUAGCCUAGAAGUCACCUCGGGAGGAUGGCCUUUCUUGAACGCCACGAAGGUCGAUCCCGAUUAUCUUUUGCGUAGCGAUGAUGCUAGCACAAACGACAACGACGCUUUGACAGUGAUGCCGAACCCCGGUGUGCCAUACAUGUACUUACCAAAAGAUACUUGCUCCACGAUAGCAACAUUCCUUCCAGUGACCUUCGACCAAAGCCUUGGACAUUACAUCUGGAACACGACGAAGCCAGCUUUCAAGAAAAUCAUGUCGUCACCAUCAGCAUUGAAAUUUGCGUUUCGUACAGACUCAGGGAUCGAAAACAUCUCAGUACCUUUCGCACUCCUGAACCUCACUUUAGACUAUCCUCUCGUUAGCACACCGACACAGUACUUUCCAUGUGCUCCUUACACACCUUCAAAUGGUGCGCCGUACCACCUUGGGCGCGCUUUCCUGCAAGCAGCUUUCUUGGGACAGCACGGUCAGGCACAAAAGACCUUCUUGGCUCAAGCUCCAGGACCGGGUGCGAAGGCUGAGGCCAUUACAAAUCUUGCCUCGACCGACACGACAUUGACGGCUAUGGCAAAUCCACCAUACUGGAAUGCGACGUGGUCUGAUCAGUUGAAGGCACUCCCUAAUAAUAAUGGCACGGCAUCCGACACCAUGGCAGGCGGUGAUGACGCCCCGGCGAGCCCGCUGCCCCCGAGGCGGCCUCCUCUCGGCCACCGACACUCGAGCACGUCGUCGCAUGUAUCCCAGUCUCCGAGCGACUCGACCACCAAGGCUCACCACAAAUCCGCACACCACAAGCCCCAGCGACAUGUCGUCAGCCAUCACAACCGCAUGGGCUCGCGCAACCCCAGCUUCCACCGUUCUUUGAGCAAGAUCAAGAUCCAACAGCACGAUUCACGUCAGCACGACGACGACGAGCCUCCGACGCCAAAAGCGAAACAGCAGGCCUCGGUAGCCUCUCAAUCUACCCUCGUACCCCCGAGCCCGGCCAGGCCCAACAUGAAGCGCAACAACACAUCUGUCCACCUCCCACGAAACCACUCACACGCCGGCCUCAAGAAAAACCUCUCCAGUGGCCAAUUGUCUCGUCUUACCGCUGCGAAAACUACUGCACAUGGCCGCACUACCAGCCAGCAUCAACGACCUGAUAUCCGCCGCGCUCACACACAACCAUACAAGCGGUCCAAAAGUCCCGCGCCGAAAGCUUCGCAGGUGGCAUUUGACGUUGGGGACGACGACGACGAUGACGAUGAUGGUGAAGAGAUGGAAGGUGUCGACGACCAAUGGACAGAAGAGAGCGCCUCGGCGUCACCGAACACCACACGCGACAAUACACGAAACAACACUCGCCAGAACUCGGUCGUCCUAGAUCCCAAGCUGAAUCCCUACGCCCGUCAGCUCGCAGAGGAAGAAGCUGCUGCCGAUUCUUCAGGGAGCGACACGGUUGGCUCGCGUAGUCCGCCCAAACCCUCCAAAGCUCCUGUUUCCCUCACCAUUCGUACCAAGGACUUUGCUGCUCCUCAAGCUACUCCUACUUCUGCACCGCAACAACAAUUACAACAAAAGCAACCACCGACUUCAUCAUAUAAUGCUCAGGUCGCCCAGCAGCACAUGCCUGAUGCUGACGCUAUCGCACGUCGUCUACUCGAAAGAAACUCGGCCUUGAAUGCAGCUCCACCGAGGGUCUCGUCUGUCUCCGCUCUGGCAAACCCAAGUCCCGCCGAUCCGAAGAGCUUGUUGAGCUUGAAUGCUGGACAAUCUGUUACAGGCGGUUCAAACACACCACUCGUCUCGCGUUUCAUCUCGAACGAUGGCAUCAACAGUAAGGAUGGAACGCCAGCCGACCAGUCGGAUUUCCUACAGGGUCCCAAAGGCCACUCUCGCACCAUAUCGCAAGCCCAGACGCGCAAAGAACAAUCAGACCUAUACCGCAAUCAAUCUACUCCCAACUUUGCUUCUCAGAAACAGCCACCGACCCCGUCAGGCUCGGGUGCAGUCACGCCAGACCCAGCUUUGAACCAAAGCAGAACACAACAGAAACUAUGGCUACAACGCGGACUCUCCAAUAUCGAGGCCAGUUCACAGCCCCACCUACCCGGUCUGUUGCCCACAGGCCGUGCCCAAGCCAUGCGCACCCCGCACGCCGGCAAGCAGUUUGAGUUUGUCGACAAGGAAUGGGCCGUCGUACGUCGCUUCCAAAACCCUCUUGAUGCAGGUCUCGAACGACUGCGGAAAAUGAACGGAGGCUCUUUACCCGGGAAACCAAACAAGUCAAAAGCAGGCGCAGCGCAACAACAUUCGAAUGGCGGCGUCAAUGGGCAUCGGAGGGGACCUUCCAAUGCAGCCUCUAUCGCUAGUAAGAAGAGCGAUGCCACUGUUGUCGCAGAGCCGACAGCAGGGAGAAAAUCUCGCGUCAGCUUUCACAUGGGCGAAGCUGAAGGCGACAACGACGAUGACGAGCAAGACGAGCACAACUCACGUUCUGACCGCGAAACCCCUGCAGACAUUGCUCGCAGGUUAUGGGAUUCACCCAUUGGUAUACAAGUAGAGGGGUAG